CCCUCCCGCCACCGCCGCCCGCCGGCUAUGGAUCUAUUCGACUUUUUCAGGGACUGGGACUUGGAGCAGCAGUGUCACUAUGAACAAGACCGUAGUGCACUUAAAAAAAAGGAAUGGGAGCGAAGGAAUCAAGAAGUCCAGCAAGAAGAUGAUCUCUUUUCUUCAGGCUUUGAUCUUUUUGGGGAGCCCUACAAGACAAACAAAGGUGAUGCACUUGCCAACCGAGUCCAGAACACGCUUGGAAACUAUGAUGAAAUGAAGGAUUUGCUAACUAACCAUUCUAAUCAGAAUCAUCUAGUGGGUAUCCCAAAGAAUUCUGUGCCCCAGACUCCCAUCAACAAAAAUGAGCCAAGCUUUUUUCCAGAACAAAAGAACCGAAUGAUACCAUCUCACCAGGAUAAUACCCAUUCCUCGGCAUCAGUGCCUCCACCUUCUGUUGUGAUCCUGAAUUCAACCCUGAUACACAGCAACAGAAAGUCAAAACCUGAGUGGCCACGAGAUAGUCAUAAUCCUAGCACCAUACCAGCAAGCCAGGCCGGUAGUCAGCCCAACAAGAUGCAGACUUUGACACAGGACCAGACUCAAGCCAGACUCGAAGAUUUCUUUGUCUACCCAGCUGAAGCUCCCCAAGUUGGAGCCACUGAAGAAUCAAAUCCAUCUACAAAGGAAGACAUUACUCCCAUGUUCAGUGGAGAGGAUGCUUUCAAAGAAAUCUUUCAAUCCAACUCAGCAGAAGAAUCUGAAUUUACAGUGCAAGCACCUGGGUCUCCCUUAGUUGCCUCUUCUUUGUUAGCUCCCAGCAGUGGCCUUUCAGUUCAAAGCUUCCCACCAGGGAUUUACUGUAAAACAAGCAUGGGGCAGCAAAAACCAACUGCAUAUGUAAGACCCAUGGAUGGCCAAGAUCAGGCACCAGACAUCUCUCCUACACUGAAACCUUCUAUUGAAUUUGAGAACGGGUUUGGGAAUCUGUCAUUUGGAUCACUCUUGGAUGGAAAACCCAAUGCAGCCAAUUCAAAGACUAAACUGUCAAAGUUCACGAUCCUCCAAACAAAUGAAGUAAGCAUUCCCAGUGAUCCAAGCUGUGUUGAAGAAAUCUUGCGGGAGAUGACCCAUUCCUGGCCCACUCCUCUUACUGCCAUGCACACUCCUGGAAACUCUGAGCAACAUGCAUUUUCCAUCCCAGGACAGGAAUCUCAACAUCUGACCCAAGGAUUCACCUUACAAAAGUGGAGUGACCCAACCAGCAGAGCUUCUACAAAGAUGCUUGAGGAUGACCUGAAGCUGAGUAGUGAUGAAGAUGACCUUGAGCCUGUGAAGACCUUGGCCACUCAGUGCACUGCUACUGAGCUGUACCAGGCUGUUGAAAAGGCAAAACCUAAGAAUAAUCCCGUGAACCCACCCUUGGCCACAUCCCAGCCUCUACCUGUAGCACAACCCAGCGGAGGGUCUGGCAGCUCCAGCGAGUCAGAGAGCAGCUCUGAGUCAGACUCAGACAGCGAAAGCAGCACCACUGACAGUGAAUCCAAUGAGGCACCUCGUGUGGCUACUCCAGAGCCUGACCCACCUUCAACCAACAAGUGGCAGUUGGAUAAAUGGCUCAACAAGGUAACAUCACAGAACAAGUCGUUUAUUUGUGGUCAAAAUGAAACACCUAUGGAGACCAUUUCUCUGCCUCCUCCUAUCAUCCAACCAAUGGAAGUACAGCUCAAAGUGAAGCCAAACCCCAGCCAGCUUCUGGCUGAACCUAAGGAACGGCCUCUCCUAAGUCUCAUCAGGGAGAAGGCCCGUUCACGGCCUACCCAGAGAACUCCAGAAGCAAAGGCUGUGAAACAUAAGCUGUCGGUACCAAUUGAAACAGCUUCUCAAAGGACAACUGGGAAAAAGCAACCCAGAAAGAUGGAGAAGAACACCAGUAUUGAGGAGUUUACCUGGCCCAAACCAAACAUUACUAGCAGUACUCCCAAAGAAAAAGAGAGCAUGGAGCUUCCUGAUCCACCAAGAGGCCGUAACAAAGCCGCUGCCCACAAACCAGUUCCUAGGAAAGAACCAAGGCCUAACAUCCCUUUGACUGCUGAGAAGAAAAAGUAUAGAGGGCCUGGAAAGAUCAUCCCAAAGUCCCGGGAAUUCAUUGAAACAGAUUCAUCUACGUCUGACUCCAACACAGAUCAGGAAGAGACCCUGCAGAUCAAAGUCCUGCCUCCUUGCAUUGUUCCUGGAGGUAAUACUGCUAAAUCCAAGGAACCCUGUGGUGCCAACCUGGCCCUGAGCACCUUAAUCAGCAGCAGCAACAACAACUUAACAAUCAAUAAUGAAGAGCCAACUUUUUCACCAAUUCCUGUCACGCAAACUGAGCUGCUGUCCCCUCUACAAGAUCAGGAGAAUCUGAAAAACCUUUGGGUGAAAAUUGAUUUGGACUUGCUCUCUAGGGUACCUGGCCACAACUCACUCCAAACAGCACAAUCCAAGGCAGAAUACAAGGAGACUGCUUCAAAACCUAAGCGUCAGACUAUUCCUUCAGCUGUGGAAAAACUGCCCCCUAAGGGCAAGCGUAAGCACAAGCCAACAGAAGUUUCAGACAAAAUCCCUGAGAAGAAGCAACGCAUGGAGGAGGCCACAACUAUCUGCUUGCUCCCCCCUUGCAUCUCACCAGCCCCACCCCACAAGCCUCACAACAUUAGAGAAAAUAAUUCAUCCAGGAGAGCAAAUCGAAGAAAGGAAGAAAAGCUAUUCCCUCCCCCACUUUCCCCACUGCCAGAAGACCCUCCACGUCGCAGAAACAUCAGUGGCAAUAACGGUCUCUUCAAUCAAGAUAAAAACAUCUCCAUGAGUGGGCAGAUCACCUGUACUAAACCUAAGAGAAGUGAUGGCAAAUUCUGUGCUACCUUCAAAGGAAUAUCUGUAAAUGAGGGAGACACUCCAAAAAAGGCAGCCUCUGCCACCAUCACUGUCACCAACACUGCUAUUGCUACUGCCACUGUCACUGCUACUUCCAUUGUCACUGCCACUGUCACAGCUACCACCACUGCCACAGCCACCACCACAACCACUACCACUACCAUUUCCACCAUCACCUCUACCAUCACUACUGGCCUCAUGGAUAGCAGUCACCUGGAGAUGACAUCCUGGGCGGCACUGCCCCUUCUGUCCAGCAGCAGCACUAACGUCCGGAGACCCAAGCUCACUUUUGAUGACUCGGUUCACAAUGCUGAUUAUUAUAUGCAAGAGGCUAAGAAGCUGAAGCACAAAGCUGAUGCACUGUUCGAGAAAUUUGGCAAAGCUGUGAAUUAUGCCGAUGCCGCCCUCUCCUUCACCGAAUGUGGUAAUGCCAUGGAACGUGACCCUCUGGAGGCAAAGUCCCCAUACACCAUGUACUCCGAGACUGUGGAGCUCCUCAGGUAUGCAAUGAGGCUGAAGAACUUUGCAAGCCCCUUGGCUUCAGAUGGGGACAAAAAACUUGCAGUAUUAUGCUACCGAUGCUUAUCACUUCUCUACUUGAGGAUGUUUAAACUGAAGAAGGACCAUGCUAUGAAGUACUCUAGAUCACUGAUGGAAUACUUUAAGCAAAAUGCUUCAAAAGUCGCUCAGAUACCAUCUCCAUGGGUAGGCAAUGGAAAGAACACUCCUUCCCCAGUGUCUCUCAACAAUGUCUCUCCUAUCAAUGCCAUGGGAAAUUGUAACAACGGCCCUGUCACUAUCCCCCAGCGUAUUCAUCACAUGGCUGCCAGUCAUGUCAACAUCACUAGCAAUGUAUUACGGGGCUAUGAACACUGGGACAUGGCUGACAAACUGACAAGAGAGAACAAAGAAUUCUUUGGCGACCUGGACACGUUGAUGGGGCCUCUGACGCAGCACAGCAGCAUGACCAAUCUUGUCCGCUACGUUCGCCAGGGACUGUGUUGGCUGCGCAUCGAUGCUCAUUUGUUGUAGUUGGUGCCCUCCCAUCUCUAGCAUCACCACCCAUUACUCUACCUCUGCCAGCACAGCAAUGAUCACUGGUGGAACUCCACUCAUUUGGGAAAAUUCUCUUUGGUUCUGUUUGUUUUUAUGCUUCUUUUGAUAUCUGUAAAAAAACUGAAAUCAUUUUAAGUGGACACUACAACUUGAUAGCAGUAUAUGUUUUUUUACUUAGUCAUUUUUCAGUGUUUGAUAUGCAUUUCCCAGAUCCCACCAUUUAUUUUGUGCUUUAUAGAAUGACCAUCCCUUCAAGAUUGUGUUAAGUCCACACUAUCAAAAACAAAUAAUGGGAGGUAUUUGUGAUGAUGAUAGGUUCCUGAGAAAUGAAAUAUGGAUGAGAACUUACACAUAGGGACCUGCAAAUAUUUUCAGCUGUUAGGUCCAGAAAAGAACAUAUUUCAGAAUCCACUGAUAAACUCUGGUGAUUCCCACAGACUCAAUCUUCACAUGAGAAUUUUCAUUGUCAAACCCAUGGCUUAGAUGUUGUAGCAACACCGCAAAAUCAACAGUAAUGAGAAAAUAAAUGAGCAUAGCAAUCCCACUUGUAAAACGAUGCUAUGCCAUGUUUGAGCAUAGGACUUUUUUGUUAUCCCUUACCUGAUUCCCUAUUUUUCAAAAUAUUAAUGAUGAUAAGGAGAGGCAACAUUUAUUUUGCCAGCUUUAAGGUGUCAGCUGGCAUAAAUAUUUUUGAACUCCAUGAAUUGAAGCAUAAAUGAUCACCUGGGAUUCUCUUUGUGCAAAGCUCUUUUGAAGAGCAGUUUGGUAACCAAAUUGCUGCACUCCAGUCUUAGAAUUGGGAGAUAAGUUAGUUCUGAAAAAUGUCUCACAAGAAAUUCACACCUCUGCCUCCUUAACUGGCAGGAUUUUUAAUUUGCAUUUUGCUCAAAUCUAUGGAAACAAAAGUCAAGUUAUCAUUACCUAGAAGUAAUAAUAUACAGUUUGCUUCCUACUGGCUUUGAAAUCUAGACUUCUCCAAUUAUUAUCUACAUUAUCCAUUCUUCAGUAUUUCUUUUAUCUAUUUUCUAUUUUCUUUUAUCUUUAUUUCCUUUCCUUUUCUUUUUAUUGGGGGGGCACAUUAGAUUGUGAUUAAAAUUAAGUCACUAAUUUCACUAAAGUUGACAUUAACAUGAAUCAUUUACAUGAAAAUUCCAAAGAAAACCCCAAACUCUCUAAGUAGUAGCCACAUUUUUAUAAAGAAAAAUGAGUAUUGUGGUAGUGCUUCACACUGCAGUUCUCUGAACAAGCCCUAACUAAUGGGAAGAAUUCAUCUAAUUUGGAGACAUUUCCCUAUUCCUUAUGAUCCUAUUCAUUCAUUUUCUGUCCCUAAACACCACAAUGUAAAUAUCCUUUUUGGUGUUCCAACUCACCAGAAGAAUCCCCACUUUUAGUAAACACUAUCCAUGUAUUAGUUACUUGUAAUUACCUGGUGAUAUAUAAUUCCAUGUAACCUUUAUUCUAUUGAGCUAUCGAAAUCUGUUCACUGAAUUAGGACCAAGUAAAUAAUAGAUAUGCACAUGAAAGAUACAUACUUGUAUUAUUUUUAAAGAAAGCCAUGCAGUCUGUGAAAGAAGCAGUAGAUCAAUAUUUUGCACUCUCAUUGUCAAGGUUAGGUAUAUCCCAAGUUACAAACAGCCAGACUUGAGCUCUGCUCUGGUCCUCUUUGAUUUUAAGGCCCUUUGUUGUAUAAUAAGGUUGUGGAAGUUAUACUCUAAUGAUGAAGCAUGUUUUUAAUAUGACUGAUGGGAGCAUCCAAGCAGCUGAACCCAGCACUUUUUACGCUCCCAUUGUGGUUGAGCCUUAUGUUUACCGUCUCAACAACAACACUCACAUAUAUAUGCACACACAUGCACACACACACGAAACUUGAAAGAAUCUUUUCUGAGCCUCUUCAGUGAGGAGAAUGGUAAUAUGAAAGACACUGAACACCCAAGAUGGGUAUCACAUAUAAAAAUUAACCUGAUGACUUUGCAUUAACUCAAAUUAUUGGUUUUCCAUAGCCUACCAGGUAGAGUGCCUGGCUACUACUGCAUAAUGAAGCCUACUUGCUUGACUUGUAAGUUCAACCUAUACCACAAUCCUAAACCAUCGUGGAUUUAGAAGUAGAUUCUUCUUAAAUUCAGUCUCCAGAAACUAGAUAUUAGACUGUUAGGGGGCAGUUCCCAAGAAAAUAAACAUAUUGCCUCAUGUGUGAAAGACUUCCAGCUCUAGUUUCAGUGACUUGUUAUAUCUACAUACAUACAACAGGGUUGUAAGGGGAUUCUAUGUCAUCUCUGGUAGCUGAGUGUGAAGUAUGUGCCAAGUCAUCAGCACAGUUAUCAAUCUGACAGUUGAGCUCUGGAUCACCACCUGAUUAUCUAGUAGAUCCACUUUUAGAGCAGCUUAGAAGCCAAUUAAACAUGGAAGAUAAAUUACUUUCCUAUCCCUAGAGAUGAGAGGUCUUUUGGUGUCAUAAUUAAGGAUUGUUGCUGUUUUCUGGGCACUCUAUUCAUCAUAGUGUAAAUGGCAAUGUGUGUUGUUUGUGUGCAGCUAUUUGAGGGAUUAAGGGAUUGAAAUAUGUUGUCAAGUUAAUCUUUUCAGCAUACCAGUUUGUGGGAUGGUUACAAGACUUGUGGAUGGCAGUGAGAGAAACUGCCUCUAGACCUAGACAAAGACUUGGUGAGACACAUCUAAAUAAUCACAUUGAGGUAAAGUAACAAGCAGAGUAAGGAGCAGCUGCAUCUCAGCAGAUACAUGGCCCACUCUCAGCUCUGCAGGGUGACCCAGAUAAGGCCACCACUAUGCCUUCAUUUGUCACCCAAGCUCCAACCACAGAGAAUUUGACAAGUUUGUAUUAGAACGUUGGCUUGGCUUGUAUUUUUAAUUAGCUUUGGAUUUUUUAGUGGUUUUGUCAUAUUACAGUCUGAGUUUGGUAGGUAGGAUUGAUUUGAAAAGAGUUUACUAGUGUGGUUCUUGGGGUAGAAUUUAGCUAUAAGCAUGUUGUUAGCCAGCCUGUAGACUGUUAAUUACUUAAUAAUCUCAUUGGGAAAAUGCCAGUCAUUUUAUAUUUGGAUGACAUAAUUGGAAAAGCAGAUUAGCUGUUGCUACUUUUAAAAGAGUUGGAACUGAGACCCCUUUUACCUGUGUAUUGAAAUAAAAAGAUCUGAAUGUUUAGUCAAUGACCAAGCUUCUAAAUUAGAUACCAUUGACUAAAACAUGUUUUUUUUGAGUUUCCAAAUGCAUGGGUUUUCAUUUGGAUGAACCAUCAAGAAAGACAUUGGAUUUGGUCUGCAAUGGAAAGAUAUUUUUCUACCAUGUCUUUCCCUAAGCUAUCAAUUUCAAAGUUUUGUGUUAUUCCAAUUUGUAUCCCAGAGAUUGAAGUUGGACUUUGGAGUCACAAAGCAUUCUGAAGGCAGAAUUGACUGAGCUGUGAGGGUAAAACCCUCAUAAACUUCUCAACACACAUGAUAAAAUUCACCUGCAUGAGUUGGCAGGUGGGAAAGCCAAACUGGAUCACUGGGUAGGACUACUCAGUAAAGCAAUGAAUUGUUUGCUUAGAAAAGCAUCACUAUCCCCAUUGAGAAAAAUGUGUGGCAAGAUGAUAUAGCUACACAAUAUCAAAUGAAUGGGUUGAUUCAGUGCCCCCAAAUUCAAUUCUGUGGGGAAAAAUAUUGAGCCAGUUGUUAGUGUUCUGUUAUGCGACUGGCAGACUAAAUUCUUUGUUGUCGUUGUUAUCGUAGUUGUUGUUGUUGUUUCUCAUUUCCACUCACAGCCUUAUUCUUAUAAUUAAACUAUGAUUCAUUUUCUCUUUGGUGUUAGCAAACUCCAACAACAGAAAUGGCAUCUGUGUAUUGAUAAUCAGCAUUUACCCUGGCAGGAGAUUAAUCACAUAGGCUGAUCUCAGACAUUAAUCCUACCGUCUGAUACUUUUGGUGAAAGAAAAAGUAUUCACUCCCUUUCCAUUCUCCUCCCCACAAAUCUAGAUGCCCUCUUUACCAAGAGUAUCAAAUUUUUCUCUGUAAUCUGUUUACUAGAAGAUUACAUAGUGAG
This is a messenger RNA of Lepus europaeus (European hare), 7980 nucleotides long. It is a transcript of the gene AFF2, whose product is annotated as ALF transcription elongation factor 2. The transcript has 21 exons. Gene Ontology annotation, molecular function: G-quadruplex RNA binding. Gene Ontology annotation, biological process: regulation of RNA splicing. Lineage: Eukaryota; Metazoa; Chordata; Mammalia; Lagomorpha; Leporidae. The record is from RefSeq and is a predicted model, not a curated record. Bases 28 to 3927 code for a protein of 1299 amino acids. Gene Ontology annotation, cellular component: nuclear speck; nucleus.